AUGCUCGUCUUCCUCCUCGCUGCGCCAUUACUGGCCCUUCCUGCCGCCGCAAUCACGACGAACGAGGGCUCCGUAUGUCUCGACUCGUGUGCCUCCUGGUCAACAACACUGGAACACUGCCGCAACACAUUCAGCGAUAAGAGACUACUUCUACUCGAACCAGUUCCUCGCCUGUCUCUGCACGGGCCAGAACCCGAACGGCGAGUACGGGAACACGACGAUAAGCCAGUCGGCGAGCAACUGCGAGUCGUGCUCGACGACGCCAGCGCUCAUCAAGAAGGACCUCUCCGAGCUGACAACCAGACGUUUAUCAACCUCUGCGCCGUGCAGGCCCAGAACGGAUCAGCAGCGAACUCGACGUUCUUCGCGCCUGUCAGCUACAAGACGGGCGACGACCAGGAGAUCAAGGACUCGCUGGAGAAGCACAGUGCCGCCCUCCCCCUCGUCUGGAGCGGGGCGCUGCUCACCGCCGCACUCGGGGCAGCGCUUUCGGCCCUCUAA
Molecule: messenger RNA, 501 nt
Organism: Trichosporon asahii var. asahii CBS 2479
Lineage: Eukaryota; Fungi; Basidiomycota; Tremellomycetes; Trichosporonales; Trichosporonaceae
Exons: 3
Coding region: 1-501 (166 amino acids)
Source: RefSeq, a predicted model, not a curated record